AAAUUAAUGAUCAUGAGCUCGUAUUUGAUGGAGUCUAACUACAUUGAUCCGAAAUUUCCUCCAUGCGAGGAAUAUUCGCAAAACAACUACAUCCCCGAGCAUAGUCCAGAGUAUUACAGCCGCGCAAGGGACCCCGGCUUCCAGCAUCACCACCAGGAGUUAUAUCCUCCUCCGCGGGCGAGCUACCAAGAGCGCCAGUUCAACUGUGCAAGCAUCCCCGAACCCGACACGCCACGGGGACACGGAAUACCCCACUCUGCGCACCUGCUGACAGGGAAAGGGCAGCCUGCUUCAUGUGAUACCCCACAGUUGUCCAUGUCCCCCGCCACCCCACCGGCCGCCACCUCCGCCUGCAACCAAGCCACCCCGGAGCAUCCAAACAGCACAGCCUCCUCCAAGCAGCCCGUGGUGUACCCGUGGAUGAAGAAAAUUCACGUCAGCACCGCGAACCCUGGUUACAAUGGGCCGGAGUCCAAGCGGUCUCGGACAGCAUACACCCGGCAGCAGGUCUUAGAAUUGGAGAAGGAAUUCCACUAUAACCGAUAUUUAACUCGGCGGAGGCGCAUCGAGAUCGCCCACACCCUGGUUCUCUCCGAGCGACAGAUAAAAAUCUGGUUUCAAAACCGCAGGAUGAAAUGGAAAAAGGAUCACAGGCUGCCCAACACCAAAGUGAGAUCCUCCACCUCCUCCUCCGGGUCCAACACAGGCUCAGCAGCCGGCGCUGUAGCCGCUGCCUCGGCCACUAACACUGGGGCCCCCGACGAACUCUCCGGAGCACAGCAUGGCGAGGAUAUUACCAGCCCUACAGGUGCAGAAACGCGGGCAGCUCGUGGAAAUGUUGUCUGA
Messenger RNA from Limanda limanda (common dab), 846 nucleotides. It is a transcript of the gene hoxc4a, whose product is annotated as homeobox C4a. NCBI's taxonomy places the organism in Eukaryota, Metazoa, Chordata, Actinopteri, Pleuronectiformes, Pleuronectidae. Gene Ontology annotation, biological process: embryonic skeletal system morphogenesis; anterior/posterior pattern specification; regulation of transcription by RNA polymerase II. Gene Ontology annotation, molecular function: RNA polymerase II cis-regulatory region sequence-specific DNA binding; DNA-binding transcription factor activity, RNA polymerase II-specific. Gene Ontology annotation, cellular component: nucleus. Bases 7 to 846 code for a protein of 279 amino acids. The record is from RefSeq and is a predicted model, not a curated record. The transcript is spliced from 3 exons.